AUGGUGGUGCUCCGAGGCCUCCGCCGUGGCCGCCACAGCCGAUGCCGAUGCCGCUGCCCGCUCCGGGACCCUCGCGACCACACCGCUUUACCCCGCCUGCUCCCCGCGCCCGCGCUGCCUGCCCUGGGCCCGCUGUCGCAGGUGCGCCAGAACUACCACCCCAGCUGCGAGGUCGCCGUCAACGUCAACGUCAAUCUGGAGCUCUACGCCUCCUAUGUGUACCUAUCCAUGGCCUUCUACUUCGACCGGGACGACGUGGCCCUGGAGAGCUUCAGCUGCUAUUUCCUGCGCCAGUGGCACAAGAAGAGGGAGCACGCCCAGGAGCUGAUGAGGCUGCAGAACCUGCGCGGUGGCCGCAUCUGCCUUAGCGACAUCAGGAAGCCAGAGCGCCAAGGUUGGGAGGGCGGGCUCAAGGCCAUGGAGUGUGCCUUCGACCUGGAGAAGAAAGUCAACAAGAGUCUCCUGGAGCUGCACCAGCUGGCCAAGCAGAACGGCGACCCCCAGCUCCGCGACUUCCUGGAGAACCACUUCCUGAACCAGCAGGCCAAGACCAUCAAAGAGCUGGGUGGCUACCUGAGCAACCUGCGCAAGAUGGGGGCCCCUCCGGCAGCAGGCCUGGCAGAGUACCUCUUUGACAAGCUCACCCUGGGCCGCAGCGAGAAAGACACUUGAGCCCAGAGGGGCCCCGCAGCCACGGGGUGCCUUCCCCGGGUACGGCCACCAGGCGGGGCGUCCAUGUUGCCCUUUCAGAAGGUUCUCUUCAGUUUUCUCCUCUCAGUUUUACCGUUGUUGGCAAUAAAGUUAUGUCUUCUCAAAGCAA
Messenger RNA from Macaca mulatta (Rhesus monkey), 820 nucleotides. RefSeq names its product ferritin heavy polypeptide-like 17. Gene Ontology annotation, molecular function: ferric iron binding; ferrous iron binding. Gene Ontology annotation, biological process: iron ion transport; intracellular iron ion homeostasis. The record is from RefSeq and is a predicted model, not a curated record. Lineage: Eukaryota; Metazoa; Chordata; Mammalia; Primates; Cercopithecidae. Gene Ontology annotation, cellular component: cytoplasm.